Messenger RNA from Arvicola amphibius (Eurasian water vole), 1228 nucleotides. It is a transcript of the gene Apof, whose product is annotated as apolipoprotein F. Lineage: Eukaryota; Metazoa; Chordata; Mammalia; Rodentia; Cricetidae. Gene Ontology annotation, biological process: cholesterol metabolic process. The transcript has 2 exons. The record is from RefSeq and is a predicted model, not a curated record.
UGUUCUAGCCGUCAGUCCUGGCCCUUCCACUGCAGUGACUCCAAAUAUCUCCUCUCUGCACGGGACAGAGAACUAGACAAAACAGGAGGAGCCACCAAGCCUACCCCAGUGGUCUCACUUCUCCAUGACCGGACUACAUGGGUACUCUGUUCCAGACAUGCUUAGCGUCCGACUCAUCGUGAUGCAAAUCCCGCUGCUUUGCUGUCUCCUGCUGUGUCCUGCGGAGGCCAUGCCACACCCAGAGCCAACCAGUCCCUCUACAAUGCUCUCUCCCUCGGCGUCCUCAAACCCCUUGUCCUGCCAGGCCCUGCUCCCAAAGUCCCUGCCUGGCUUCUCUCAUCUACCCCCUCUCCCCCAGUUCCUGGUCGGCCUGGCUCUGAGAAACGCUCUGGAGGAAGCUGGCUGCCAGGCUGACAUCUGGGCUCUGCAGCUUCAGCUGUACCGACUGGGAGGUGUGGAGGCUACCCAGACCCUUAUCCACCAUCUUCAAGAGCUCCAGAAAGGCGGACACGCAGACCGGCAAGUGUCAAUGGACGCCCUGACCUCCGCUCUGCAGCGCUUAGCCUGGGAGCAACCAGGUCCAAACAGGGUCCGUCGCUGGCUCUCUCACGCCGACUGUGACAAUGAACAGGAGCAGAAUGUGCACGAUGUGGUCGGGCAGCUGCCAGCAGUGGGGGCCUACUACAAUCUAGGCACGGCUUUGUAUUAUGCCAUCCAGAGUUGCUCUGACAAGGCCAAGGAGCGAGGCAAAGAUGGGGCCAUAGAUCUGGGUUAUGACCUUCUGAUGGCCAUGGCGGGUCUGUCAGUGGGGCCAGCUGGGGUGGUCAUCAGUGCUGCUCUUAAGCCAGCAAUGAAGGCUGGGGUUCAGCGGCUGAUCCAGUAUUAUUAUGGUGAAAAAGAGGUGAGCGUCCCUUAGCCAGAGACCAGGAAGGAUGGACCCUCACAAGACCCGGAGGAAACAGCCGUGGCCAGUUUUGUGUCAGAAGCUGAAAGUCGAUCUUCCUACUGGGGGCCAACCUUAGUCAAGAAUUAUGGUGUCUUAGUAUACAAGAGAUCUUAGCAGAGCAAAUUCUGGCAAGAGAAGUAUGGAUGGAUGGAUGGUUGUGGGGUUCUGUCAUCACUUGCCAGUCAUUUCUUUCUUGAAACUCAGUUUUUAUAUUUCUAAUGAGGGAAUAGUGAGUUUUCACCUGAGCAAGUGGUUUUAGAAAUUAAAAAGUGAUAGCUUGAA